Messenger RNA from Penicillium atrosanguineum, 954 nucleotides. RefSeq names its product EF-hand domain-containing protein. The transcript is spliced from 5 exons. Gene Ontology annotation, molecular function: calcium ion binding. Lineage: Eukaryota; Fungi; Ascomycota; Eurotiomycetes; Eurotiales; Aspergillaceae. The record is from RefSeq and is a predicted model, not a curated record. Bases 1 to 954 code for a protein of 317 amino acids.
AUGGCUUACAACAAGAGUUACAACCCCGACGCGCUGCCAGCACACGCUGAACCUGAGCAGGUCGCGCAGAUGAUUGGAAGUAUGCAGGUGUCAGGGCCAGGGAACCAGAGCCAGAGCCACAAACCGCUCCCUUCUCGCCCACCGCAGUCAGGACCGAGCGGCGUGCCUCCCCGUGUCCCCGUCGCCAGCACUACACCCAAACCAUAUGGCAGCCCUGCCCCGCGCCCGCAAGAACCUCAUGCUCCGCACUCCUACAACGGUCGACCAUCGCCCGCAAACCCUCUCCCCAGCCAGCAGCGACCGCACCCAUUGCAUCCCUCACCUCCUCCCCAGAAUUACGGCUUCGGCCUCCCCCCCUCUUUCCGCCCUCCGCAAUCCCCUCAACCCCCGCCGCUGUCUGCGCCCAGCGAUGAUCCACAACAGCUGAUGCCCCUCUUCCGGGCCGCGAACUCUUCGCACUCUGGUUCCUUGACAGAGCAUGAGCUGGGCUCUGCGCUCGUCAACGGAGACUACACGUCCUUCCACCCGCAUACCGUCAAGGUGAUGAUCCGCAUGUUCGACAAGGACGGCAACGGGUCCAUCAACUUUGACGAGUUCGUCUCGCUGUGGAAGUAUCUGGCCGCAUGGCGAGAACUAUUCGAUCGGUUCGACGAGGACCGCAGCGGCCGGAUCAGUCUGCCGGAAUUCGAGAAGGCGCUGGUCGCGUUCGGAUACCGCCUGAGUCCGCAAUUUGUUUCGGUAAUCUUUACGGUGUUCGAGAGCAAGACGAAACAGAUGUCGGGUGUGCCCAAGAGCCCGGUUCAUAAUGGUAUGAGCUUUGAUCUCUUUGUGCAGGCGUGUAUUAGCUUGAAGCGCAUGACGGAUGUGUUCAAGCGGUAUGAUGAUGAUCGGGAUGGAUAUAUUACUGUGAGCUUUGAAGAGUUCUUGACCGAAAUUCUUCAGCUGCAGGAUUAA